Molecule: messenger RNA, 2209 nt
Organism: Brachypodium distachyon (stiff brome)
Lineage: Eukaryota; Viridiplantae; Streptophyta; Magnoliopsida; Poales; Poaceae
Product: probable acyl-activating enzyme 1, peroxisomal
Exons: 3
Coding region: 129-2060 (643 amino acids)
Source: RefSeq, a predicted model, not a curated record
UCCUUUGGAAGCAGUGUGUCAGUAUAAAUCAAGUUAUAUAGAUCGAACUCAAGGAGGAGGAAGAGAAAGAACUCAGUAUUGAAUUGGUUUUCUACAUACUGUCAAAAAGAAAAAAAUUGGUGCUCGCCAUGGCAAGCUUCGCGUAUAAUGGAAAUGGAAGCAUCAAGGUUAGACCAGCCGUAGCGGGACACAGCCACGGCGGCCUGGCGGCGUCACGCGCCCUGCUGGGGGCCCGAGCCGCGCCUCUUCUUCUUCGCCGCCGCAUGAUCGGCGGCGGCGGAUCAGCUUCGCUGCGCCGGCAUCGGCAUGAGCUCUGCCCGUUUGCUUUCCAGCCAUGCCGCAGUCUCGCGGGGAUGGAUCAGGAGGAGGUGGUCGACAUGGAGGCCGGAACGGUGCUGUGUGCGGCCAACUACGCGCCGCUGACGCCGAUAAGCUUCAUCGAGCGCGCCGCGGUGGUCUACGGCGGCCGCGCCGCCGUGGUCUACGGGGAGACGCGGCAGCAGACGUGGAAGGAGACCCGGGAGCGGUGCGUCCGCGUGGCCGCCGCACUGGCCACCAGGCUCGCCGUCGCCCGCGGUGACGUGGUCGCUGUUCUGAGCCGGAACGUGCCGGCGAUGUACGAGCUGCACUUCGCGGUGCCCAUGGCCGGCGCGGUGCUCUGCACGCUCAACACGCGGCACGACGCCGCCAUGGUGUCCACCUUGCUGGAGCACUCCGGCGCCAAGGUGUUCUUCGUGGAGUCGAGCCUUCUUGACGUCGGUCGAGCCGCCCUGAAGCGCCUAGCCGACUCGAAAACAGGCGCCGGGAGCCUUCCGGUACUCGUACCCAUCUCAGACGAUGGUGCCAGCUCUGGGGACGACGACGACGGCUCCAGCUGCACCGCGGACUACGAGGGUCUCAUCGAGAACGCGCCUUCGGGGUUCGACAUCCGAUGGCCCCUGAACGAGCUUGACCCGAUCGCGCUCAACUACACGUCUGGCACGACGUCACGGCCCAAGGGCGUGGUCUACAGUCACCGGGGCGCGUACCUCAACACCGUCGCGACUGUCCUCGCGUACGACAUCACCGCCAUGGCGACGUAUCUAUGGACUGUGCCGAUGUUCCACGGCAAUGGUUGGAACCUGCCGUGGGGCGUUGCCAUGCAGGGUGGCACCAACAUCUGCCUACGCCGCUUCACUGCGAAGGUUAUCUUCGACAACAUCGUGCUGCAUAGGGUGUCACACAUGGGCGGCGCGCCGACGGUGCUCAACAUGAUCAUUAACGCGCCGACAGCGGACCGGAAGCCACUGCCCGGACCGGUGCGUGUUAUGACGGCCGGCGCUCCACCACCGCAGCGUGUCAUCAUGGGGAUGGAGGAGCUUGGCUUCAUGGUGUACCAAAUGUAUGGUCUCACGGAGACGUAUGGCCCGGCCACCGUCUGCACUUGGAUGCCAGAGUGGGAUGCCUUGCCAGCCGAGGAGCGUGCGCGACUAAAGGCGAGGCAAGGUUUCCACCACAUCGCCAUGCAAGACGUCGAUGUUAAGAAGCUGGACACCAUGGAGAGUGUGCCAAGUGAUGGCAAGACGAUGGGUGAGGUGAUGUUCCGUGGCAACACCGUCAUGAGAGGAUACUACAAGGACAUUGAUGCGACCAAGGAAUCAAUGAUCGGCGGGUGGCUCCACACAGGUGAUCUUGCCGUGCGGAACCCGGACGGUUACAUUCAGCUCAAGGACAGGGCCAAAGACAUCAUCAUAUCGGGCGGCGAGAACAUAAGCUCAAUUGAGGUAGAGUCAGUCAUCUUCAGACACCCCGCUGUGCUUGAGGCAGCGGUCGUGUCGAGGCCGGAUGACCACUGGGGGGAGACGCCAUGCGCCUUCGUCAAAUUGAAAACUGGCACCAAUUCCACAGAAGCAGAGAUCAUUGACUUUUGCAGGGAGAGGCUACCUCAUUACAUGGCACCAAAGACGGUGGUGUUUGAGGAUUUGCCGAAGACUUCUACAGGAAAAACACAAAAGUUUGUUCUCCGUGAGAGAGCCAGGGUUAUGGGCAGCCUUACAAGGACCGACGGUUGCAAAAUAUAAGAUUUUUUUUCCUGAAUGGAACAUUUGGGUGCACCGGUACUGUAUGAUUGUCCAACGGAUUUGCUAAUAAAUAUUCAAUGGUUUCUCAGUUUGCGAACAAUGUAAUUCUUAAAACCAAUUAUUCACUCUCCUCGUGCUAUUUCCCUUUA